AUGGAUGCAGGACUACUACUCACCUGGACGAAGAUGCCACUGCCCGGGCAUUCUAUGGCAGUUACGAAUCGAGUGUAUGUGGCUCCGACCACUUUCCAGAAGCUGAUCGCAGAUUCGAGUUCAACUCCGCUGGUUGAGGUCAACCGCUGCGUUUUCAUGCUGGGUCAACAUGCCAUGCCCGAGGAUUGCAUAGCUUUCUCGGACUACCAACGUACUUUGGCGCGGGUCGGUCUCGAGAAGCAGGUGCGGGUGAAGCCGUUUGAGGUACCACCGGAGUUCUUCCUGGCCUCCUGCUCCAUCGAGGUCUCCUUCCCACGGCUUCCGCCAGCAGAUGCAAGGAGGAUCGAGAUUUUGGAUUCCGACAUUGAAGAGGAGUUCCGGAAGAGUUUCACCAACCAGGCAUUGGCCUGCAGCCAGCUCUUGGCGCUGCAGGUGAAGGGGGCACUUCUGAAGCUGCAAAUCAGAAGCGCCCAGCCUGUGGACUUUGGCAGUGGGGCUGCCAAGCACGAGCUGAGCAGCGUGGGCCUCCUGAGUGAUCAGACUUUGCUGAGCUUUUCCGCAGCGCCUCAGGCGUCUGGAAAGCUCUUGGUUCUCAACAACUCCAGCCAGCAGAGGACCAUCUUUCAGCCCGACUUCUCCUUCGAGGAGUUGGGGAUCGGUGGCCUGUCCCGUGAGUUCGGUGACAUUUUCCGCCGGGCCUUCGCAGCACGGGUCUUUCCACCCAGAGUGGUCAGGGCAAUGGGGAUCAAGCAGGUCAAGGGCAUGCUGCUCUACGGGCCUCCGGGAACCGGAAAGACAUUGCUCGCACGCCAGCUUGCUAAGUUCCUCAAGGCUGUGGAGCCGAAGAUCGUAGCAGGACCCGAGCUCCUGGACAAGAUGGUCGGGGAGACCGAGCGUAAAGUCCGCAUGCUCUUCGCGGAGGCAGAGGAGGACUACCGCACCAACGGCGAGAACGCACAGCUUCAUGUCAUCGUGCUGGAUGAGAUGGAUUCUGUGUGCAAGACUCGUGGCUCCAGCCGCGACAGCACCGGCGUCUCGGACAACAUCGUGAACCAGUUUCUGUCGAAGAUUGAUGGCGUCGAGGCUCUAGACAACGUGCUCCUGAUCGGAAUGACCAACCGCAAGGAGCUCUUGGACCCGGCGCUCCUCCGUCCGGGACGCCUUGAGCUUCACGUGGAGAUCGGCCUCCCUGACGAGGCCGGCAGGCUGGAGAUCCUCAAGAUUCACACGGCCAAGUUGCAAAAGGGGCGGUUCCUUGACGGGGGCGUGUGCCUGCAGGACCUGGCUGCCCGGACACGAAACUUUUCCGGCGCAGAGUUGGAGGCCCUGGUUCGUGCAGCCGUGGCUUCUUCCAUGAGCCGGAAAGUGGACGUCCACAAUCUGAACUCCGCGAAGGAUCUGGAUAGCAUCGUGGUGACUGCCUCCGACUUCCAACUGGCCUUGCAGGAGGUCCGGCCAGCCUUCGGGCAGGACACGGAUUCGCUGGAGGAUUCGGCCACGCAGGGCAUCAUUCCGUUUGUGCCCGCUUUCACACACUUGUUGCAGAAGCUGGAGGGUUACAUUUGCCAAACCCGCUCGAGUCCUGGCCCACUGCUUUUGACCACGCUCCUCCAUGGAAUGCAUGGGAGUGGGAAGUCUGCACUGUCGGCUCAUGUCGCGAAGCUGUCCGACUUCCCCUUCAUUCGGCGCAUUUCUGGGGAAAGUCUUGCUGGAGAGACAGAGCAGAUGAAGCUCCAGACCAUUAGGCGCACCUUCGAGGAUGCACACAAGUCCCCGCUGUCUCUGAUCGUGCUGGACGAUAUCGAGCGGCUCAUCGACUACGCCUGCAUCGGCCAACGCUUUUCCAACAAUAUCCUGCAGCUUCUGUUUGGCCUUCUGAAGAAGAAGUCCGACAAGGGCUACCGGAUGAUGGUGAUUGGCACCACGUCGGAGCUCGGCUUCCUCCGAGAGGUUGGCCUGCACCGGGCCUUCGGCACGGCGCUGCAGAUCCCGGCGCUGGCACAGCGGAGCGCCUUCGAGGCGGCACUCAAAAGCCGCCGGGGCUUCAGCCCAGAGCUCUUCGGUCGUCAUACCAUGGGGAUCCGGACCCUCCUUGAGGUGGCAGAGCUUUCGGCACAGCACCCUCCUGUCCAGCUGUCCACGUUCAUGGAGUGUCUCCAUGAUGCCAGCGUGGUGGAAGGGAGUACUUUCUUGGAGGGCUUCUUCAAGUCCACUCGGUUGCUCUCGCAGUCCAUCCGCCGGAGCCAGAAAGAUCACCUUCUGGUUUUCGUCACUGCGGAGGCCUUCAGCGCAGGCUUCCUCAGCGUGGCGACAUCCUUCCCCGGCGUUUCUGGAAGCGCCAGUGGUAUCCCACUCGGUUUGAACAGCCUGUGGUUCGGAGCCUUCUUCAGCCUCUUCAACAUGAUCCUCGGCCUUGCUUUCUACCUCUGGGGCGCCCGCAUAGGUCGGCUUUGCUUCCGGAGGCAGUGGGCAGCCGUCGUGCGAUUUUCCGAGGCGUGGCAGAAGGCAGCUAGGCAGCGAGCCUUGCGAAGCAAUGGCUUCUGCUGCAAAGCUUGGUAUGGUGAACGAUGGAAGUCACACAGAUCUCCGUCGGAGGGUUUCAUUUUCUGGCAGUGUUCUCUAACGGCGAUUGUUAUGCAUGGGGCAGCAACCAGCAGUGCCCUUAAACUUGUUUGGGACGGUUCUCGACAGGAUCGCCAUCAGCCGGUGUUCGUCCGUCAUGAGGUGCAGCUGGUUUCUGCGGGUUGGUACCAUAGCCUGGCGACUCUCCAAACCGGUGAGACCGUCGCUUGGGGUCGGAACAACUGCGGACAGCUGGGCGAUGGAACGAGGACAGACCGCACAAGGCCUGUUCCUGUGCUCGGGCCCAUGGCGCUUGAAGGGACCAAGCUCAUGAACGCAGAGCAGCUAGCUGCUGGCCAGGACCACAGCUUGGCCAUUGUCCAAGUGCCUGGACAUGGCAAGUCCGUCGUUUAUGGUUGGGGGGCGAACGUCGGCAAGCCAGUUGCAGACGAGGAUAGAUUUACUAUGGUCUCGCCGGAUGUGCUGUACCCGCAGGCUCUCAUUGUGGAUAUCGUUCAAAUCAGUGCAGGACGGAAUCACUCAUUCGCACUUCGCGACACUGGGGAGUUGUUUGCCUGGGGCAAGAACGGAUAUGGCCAGCUCGGAGAUUGCACAGUUCUACCCAAAACGGAGCCGACAAAAGUCAUGAACCUGGUGCGGCAGGUCGCAGCUGGCGUUGACUUCAGCCUCGCAGUCUUGGACAGCAGCACCGUGAUGGCCUUUGGUUGUUGCUCAGGAGGAAGGUUGGGCACGGGAGGCACCACCCACCUGCAGGCGCCGACGCCCGUCUUGGAAGGUGUGAAGUCGGUAGUCGCUGGCCACUGCCACUGCUUCGCGCUCCUCGAGUCGGGAGAAUGUCUAGGCUGGGGUGUCAACCAGCACGGCUGCGUCCGUGUGGGCGGGGAUCCUGAAAUCCUGGCUCCAGUCAAGGUCGAUCUCAAGGACAUCAUGGAGAUCAAAGCAGGGGAUGGUACAACCUUAGCACGGCUAUCAAAUGGUGAUUAUGCCGUUUGGGGCCGCAACUGGCAGAACCAAAUCGCCUGCCUCAACGAUCUUGGACUGAAUGUAGCAUUGAACUGGCGUCCAAGUGAUACUGUGCGUGGGGAAGUUGCCGUUGAGUCGAUGGCAGAUUCCAGCAACUACGACAUCAAGGCCCUCAUGGCUUCAAAAGCAGCUCUCAAGGAAGGCCGAACGCCACAUGGUGCAGCCGAAGUGGCCGCGGAGUUUGCCGGCAAGGCCGCGAUGGAGGUGGCUCGCGCCAGCGGCGCCAGCCUGCAGGAGGCUGCGGCAGCUGCAGGGAGAGCCGCGGCCAAUGCAGCCCGCACAGCUGGAAUGACGCAAGGUAUUUGCGCCAAGCUUGCGGCAGUCGCAGCGGGGCGGGCAGCUACCGAGUUUUCUUCAGAUGUGGCCACAGCGGAAGAGGUUGCCGCCUCAGCUGCGGAAGCAGCGUAUGCAGCAGCCGUGGCUGCUGGCAUGGCGGCACUGUCGGCAGCCAAAGCUGCUGCCAUCGCUGCCAGCAAGCCGCAGCUCUUUUUCUGGCCGGAAGAGCAACCGUGCGGCCUACUGGCCGAGAUCAGCCCUGUGCCGGCGAGUCUCACAGAGUUGAGGUUGCAAAUCGAGCAUGCUACCGGCAUCCCAUCAGCGCUGCAGAAAUUGGUGGCAAGCGGUGAGGUGUUGACUGCAACCAGUGAGUGCCCAACAGAAGGCUUCGAGGUGCUCUUGGUCAAAGACGAGACACCGAUGUGGACCUGGGACACGGACAACAACCCGGACUCGUCCCAAAUCGAAGUAGAGGGUGCCGUGAUUCGGUCUCCCAAACUUCGCACGGACUUCUGCAAUGUCUUGACCAAAGAACCCAUGCGGUCGGGGCUGCACUAUUACGAGUUCGUGCUGCACAAGGUCGGCGACGAGCAAUGGUGUGGAGUAACAAUGUCGCCGGAGAUGGCUGGCAGCAAAGUGGACGGCAGGUCCCUGAAAGCUUGGACCUACUACUGCGGCCGUGCUAGCUCGUCAAGAGGCUCUAUCCACAAUGGCACGGGUGCGCUGCACGCUUCUGGGAAAGCCGUGGUCGAGUUCGAGAAAGCGUGCACACCAGGAAACGUGAUUGGAAUGUUGGUUGACGUGGACAAGCGAAUCGUGGCCUUUGCCUUAGAUGGUCGGGUACAAGGUGCAUGCAAGGUUCCCGGAGACGAACCUUUGUAUGUUCUGACCCAGAUGGACACCCCCAGAGAUCACGUGGAGUUGCGAAAGCCAUCCCUGGAAGAAGCGCCACCUUCCAACUUUGAGGCCCUCAGCGGUGCUCUGCUGGACGCUGCGAAGGGCGAAACUUUGCACUGGUAG
Messenger RNA from Symbiodinium sp. CCMP2456, 4902 nucleotides. NCBI's taxonomy places the organism in Eukaryota, Dinophyceae, Suessiales, Symbiodiniaceae. The record is from the annotation of a GenBank genome assembly.